Oncorhynchus keta (chum salmon) is the source of this 725-nucleotide messenger RNA. RefSeq names its product perforin-1-like. The record is from RefSeq and is a predicted model, not a curated record. The coding region runs from base 199 to 585 and encodes 128 amino acids. Lineage: Eukaryota; Metazoa; Chordata; Actinopteri; Salmoniformes; Salmonidae. The transcript is spliced from 2 exons.
AGGAAUCCCUGAGAACAGACCACCUGUGGGUUAUCUUUGGGGGCAUACUGUAUGUUGGGGGUGAAUUGGAGAAGCCUGAUGAAGUAUUUAUAAACAGCGAUUGGGCACAGACAAACCAUCAGCGGUUGGUUCCCCUGAGAUACAGACCAUCGUCUACAGACUCUACAUAGCACAGUUUUCUUUCCCCUACUGAAAGCCAUGGCCCCCCUCUCUCUGGGACUGCUGUUUCUCUGUAUGCUGGUGGGCGUCCAUGGUGCAAAUGUCAGGGUGUCCGGCCUUCAUGCCAGCGGCCUUCGAGGGGACCCUGCUGGUAAUUACCCUGACCCCUACGUCAAGGUUUGGUGUGGUGGCGAAUCCGGUGGCAUGACAGACUGGCACAAGGAUACUCAAAACCCAUCCUGGAGUGCUGUAUUCAACUUUCUGAAUGUGCCUUCCAGUGCUUCCCUCAAGUUUGAGAUCUGGGACAAGGACCUAAACUUCGAUGACCACCUGGGAACCUGCACCACUAACCUCCAGUUUGGCAGUCACAGCGUAACCUGCGGUCUGAGGAGUGGAACCUUCUACUACACUUACAGUUACCAGUAAACCAGCCAUAAUGUACAACAUCAGUUACCAGUAAACCAGCCAUAAUGUACAACAUUAGGCCAUCACAUACCUUAAUGAAAUUCUAAUGAAUUUUACUGAUGAACAUUAAGCCCUAAAUAAAAACUUCUUUCUGAACAAUG